This is a messenger RNA of Drosophila mauritiana, 1258 nucleotides long. Its product is annotated as phenoloxidase-activating factor 2. Gene Ontology annotation, biological process: proteolysis. Lineage: Eukaryota; Metazoa; Arthropoda; Insecta; Diptera; Drosophilidae. The record is from RefSeq and is a predicted model, not a curated record. The coding region runs from base 1 to 1218 and encodes 405 amino acids. Gene Ontology annotation, molecular function: serine-type endopeptidase activity. The transcript is spliced from 4 exons.
AUGACUCAGUUCGGUCGCAUGUGGUGGCUGCCAUUGCUGCAGUGGCUCACCAUCGGAUCAGGAUUAGGUGUGGGUGCCUGGAGCUUUGGACCAGUUCAAUCGGAUGCCAGCCAGGAUACAAAUCGAGCGCCGCAACCCAGCGAUGUGGGCAGCACAGCGAAUCACACAAUACUCGCCAGGCAGCUGAUUGUGGGCACAUUGCUGCCACCGCAGGUUGCGCCGGGCACCUGGCCACCUGUGCCCUCUAUCGUGAGUCCCGGAACCAGCUACUGCCAGUGCGUUCCACCCGGAUCAUGCGCCAAUCCUGUGCCCACCGCACCCAGCGAUGGCAGUGGCCAGAUUGACAUCAGGAUUGUCAACAAUGGAGGAUAUCCCACUGUUCCAACCACAUCUUCCACGCUGACAUGUAGCUAUGGUCUGGUGGCCUGCUGCCAGGCGGGAAGCUAUCAGUGUGGUCGGAGGUUCCCGCCUCCGCCGGGAUCCACUGCCGCAGGGCCUGGACAGGCCAGUUUCGGAGCAUAUCCUUGGCAGGCCGCACUGCUGACCACCGCGGAUGUUUAUCUGGGUGGCGGAGCACUGAUCACCGCACAACAUGUUCUGACCGCCGCCCACAAAGUUUACAAUCUGGGGCUCACUUCCUUUAAGGUUCGUCUGGGCGAAUGGGAUGCUGCCAGUACGAGCGAACCGAUUCCCGCCCAGGAUGUGUACAUAUCGAAUGUGUACGUGAAUCCGUCCUUCAAUCCCAACAAUCUGCAGAACGAUGUGGCCAUCCUGAAGUUGUCCACACCCGUUUCGCUGACCAGCAAAUCCACGGUGGGCACUGUCUGUCUGCCCACCACCAGUUUCGUGGGUCAGAGAUGCUGGGUAGCUGGGUGGGGCAAGAAUGACUUCGGUGCCACCGGAGCGUACCAGGCCAUUGAGAGGCAAGUGGACGUGCCCCUGAUUCCCAAUGCCAAUUGCCAGGCGGCGCUGCAGGCAACCCGACUGGGCUCCUCCUUCGUCCUCAGUCCCACCAGCUUCAUUUGUGCCGGCGGAGAAGCUGGCAAGGAUGCCUGCACCGGUGAUGGGGGUUCUCCGCUUGUCUGCACCAGCAAUGGUGUAUGGUACGUGGUGGGUUUGGUGGCCUGGGGCAUUGGUUGCGCCCAGGCAGGAGUUCCGGGUGUCUACGUCAAUGUGGGCACCUAUCUGCCCUGGAUCCAAACAACGCUGACGUUAUAGAAACCAAUUUUUAACAAUAAACUUUACUGCUUGAUUAAUA